This is a messenger RNA of Ostrea edulis (European flat oyster), 2399 nucleotides long. RefSeq lists its product as uncharacterized. The transcript has 4 exons. The record is from RefSeq and is a predicted model, not a curated record. The coding region runs from base 29 to 1567 and encodes 512 amino acids. NCBI's taxonomy places the organism in Eukaryota, Metazoa, Mollusca, Bivalvia, Ostreida, Ostreidae.
CAUUACACGGUCGUUGAAGGGUUUAGAAAUGCCAUCACUUUUUCUUACAGCUUUCCUGAACCUAUUUCUGUUCAGUGAAAUACAGGGAGUUGAGUAUGGUGUUAACUAUGUGACGUCAGUUAGUAAGCAUUACAACGCCACCACUGGAUUUGUCUAUGUAUCUGUGGAGAUGGAAAUCCCUGAUCCCGGCCCUUCCAUCACUGUGUACUGGCAAGUCAAUGAAGGAAUCAUAGGCGUUCAUGAGCCAACAUUUGGGUCUUCAAUGAAGAACAUUGGGAAGCGGAAAGUUUUCUCCCUUGAGGCAGAUUCUUCGUAUGUUAGGACAUUGUACUUCACUACUAGAAAUGCCGAUCUGGCCAGCAGUCUCCGUUUUCAAUCUUUCUCUUGGGGAGACGAUUAUCCUAGUAAAUCAUCCUUUCCGGUACAGCUAAGACGAUGUUCGUCUCAAUGUUCAGAGGAUUCAUUAACAAAUUCAGAUGUCCAUAAAAUCAACGUUAACUUCACAUGCGACCCACCAUUUGUUACUAACUAUUAUCACUAUCCGCGGGUUUAUUGGCGCAUGAAGUUUGGGGUUUAUUUGUUAAAUGACACCGAUGACACGAUUUAUUAUCAGGCACUUGAAAACAGUGCAAAAUCAUCAGAUCCAAAAUCAAGUUUCCGACCACAACUGGUAUUAUCAAGAAUUCCUCGAAGAGCAACCAGGUUUCCUACUUCAUUUGACAGAUUUACAAAAUCAUCAAAAAGCUCACGAUCACGGGAUAAUUCUUUGAAUAGCGAUACACUAGCUAUUGAACAUGAGUUAGCUAACAUAACAAUCGGAGCCACAACAUGGGCGAAAAUAAACUUUCCUAAGUCAUUUCUGAACGAGAGAGUGGUAUUCCUCCGGGUCAUUCUAGAUGCUCCCCUGUUCAUUGGACUGGACAUGGUUUUCUCGUUUGUUGAAAAGGUGUCCGUAUCUAAAAACCUUCCACCAGGAGUAUUUCUAUCAGAAAGCAGAGGGAAAACCUGGCCACAACCUUCUGUAGUCACUUGUCAAGCAUUUGGAAGAAAUAUUUCAGAAAUACACUUUGAAAAAGAUGAUAGAAAAAUAGCGCAGUCUGAUACUAUUUCGGUUCAGGAAAUCAAAAGUCCUCUGUUUGUAACCUCCCAUGUCACUUUCGUAAAGAGAGGAGUAAGAAACAGAGAAGUAGAUGGCAAGUACACCUGUUUUGCCGAAAGUCCACGAGGUAGAAAAAAACUGACCGACUUCAUGGUCUACACUGGUCCGGCUUUCAUAGAGGAUCUAACGAAGAUGACGGAGAAAAAUUCAAGAGAGUUGGAUCUUCGCCUCGUUGUCGAAGGACAUGGUCAGAUGAGAGUAUCUUGCCAUGUUCCAGUACCAGACCACAUGAUUCUCAUCAACAAAGCAGAGAAAACCGAGCCCGUGACAGCCACAUUAAAACGAAUGGAAGUGAUCCUGACUUAUAAAUACCCUGUAGAGGCAGUGUCUCCCUUUGAUUAUUUUUGCAAUGUAUACGAUGAAUAUGGGAAUCACAAAACUCGACACACUCACAGGUUAAGUAGAUAGAUGACCCAUCCUUUCUUCCCCUUCAUUUUUUCUUUAUGUCUUCCUCCUUCUCAUUUCCUACUCCUUCACAUUUCCCUUCUCUUUCACAUUUCCCUUCUCUUUCACAUUUUCCCUUCUCUUUCACAUUUUCCCGUCUCCUUUCCUACUCUUUCACAUUUUCCCGUCUCCUUUCCUACUCUUUCACAUUUUCCCUUCUCUUUCACAUUUUCCCUUCUCCUUUCCUACUCCUUCACAUUUCCCCUUCUCUUUCACAUUUUCCCUUCUCCUUCUCUUCCAUUACGGUACACCUCCUCCCGUACAUUCCCCUUCUCCUUUUCUUCCUCUUUACAUUUCCGUUUGAUCAUUCUCUCCUUCCUCCUACUCCAUUAUGAAUGAAUUUAAAGGAUAUAUUAUUCGGGUUAUCCAUGAAUAUUACUGACAAAUGUACACAAUGUUAAAAUAAUUUUAGAACCCCAAUUCUCCAAUUCAAAACUUAAAAAACAACAACAUUAUUUUAAUCGUAUUAUUUGGAGUUUUCAACGUUACGUAGGUUUCUAGAUCUGAGUUCUUUAAAGUUUGUUUAUCGUUAGAUAUUAGUCAUAAUGGUAAAAUGUAUUUGUAUCAUAUAAUGAUCUGGUUUCGGAGUGGAGUUUUACAUUAAUGUUGAUAUACAGACCAAAGGGAAGUUUAAGCCCAAUUAACCUGAUUUAAGUAGAGUUAUGACUCUUGGUCUAAAUUGUGCUAAAAUCUGUAGUUUGAUCAUGACAUUUUUCUUGUUACUACUAGAUAAUUGUGUCGAAAUUACGAGAAAAGAUCCCCUAAUUAAAAGAAAAAAUAUGUAAAUAAAGCCGAG